GGGGAGCAGACGGGCAGAUCGGAGCAGAGAGACCAGAGCUUCCCUUCGCUGAAGUCAGACAGGGCAGUUGGUGCAGAUCGGAACAGGGAGCGACAUCAGAUUGUCUUCUCCUGACCCCAUCAAAGACAGAAGCUGCUGGGCUGUUUUCAACCUGCCAUCGCCCAGAUGCUCCUGUCUCUGUGCCUCUUGCUGCCUGCGCUGAGUCCCAGCAGCCAGGAGAUCUGCUCAGCUCCCGGCACUCUCCCUGCCCCCAUCCUCAACAUGAACCAGACGUCAGCCCGGCCAGGGGAAUCUGUGCUGUUCCGGUGCUCUGUGACCUCUCAGCUCCCGGCCACCCGCAUCAUCUUCUGCAAGGACGGGGAGGAAUUUUCAUCCCAGAAGGGUUCAGAGGGGAAGGUCAACUACAGCUAUAAACAUGUGGUGUCUGGGGGCAGCCCUGGGAAUUACACCUGCUGGUACGAGUUCAAGGACAUCAAAAACCAGGUGACCAGAUCUGAGCUCAGCCCUGCCCAGCACCUCAGUGUCACCGGUGAUGGCUCCAGCAGCAGCGGUGGUGGUGACGGUUCCUCGCCAGCAGGUCUAAGUAUCCCGUUGGGAAUCACAAUCCCUGUGCUCCUGGUGUUGGCUGUGGUGCUUUAUGUGCUGGGAAGGAAAGCUGUGUCUCUGCGAAGGGAUCAAAGGGAACAAGUCCAGUGUGACACCAGCAACACUCCUGAAGAUCAGGUUCAAUAUGCCUCCGUGAAUUUGUCAGGAACCACCAGGAAGCAGCCACGGCCCCAGGGAGAAGAGACUCCGACUUACGCAACCAUCGCGCUGCAGAAGGACAGACGUUGUUGAUACUGCAGUCGCUGAAACGCAGGGCUGGUCAGAGCACAGCCACAUCACAGAACCUCCCCAAAUCAGAGGCAACAGUAGGGGCCGUGCAGCCAGGAAGUGGGGGAUCUUCUCUAGGGCCACAGCAGGACAAUGCCCAGCGCCCAAAGUGCUGAAGGACACUGGAAUAGGCUGAAGGCAAAUGCUGCCUGUUUGCCUUUUGUUAAAAAAAAAAAGUUUCUUCGGAAUAAAAUUGGGAAAAUCCCCCACUCUGUGUUCCUCCCCUUGAGUCUUUAUAUCAGUAGCUCAGCUCCCAAGGCCCCUCAGCUCUGUUUAGAGAUUCCACUGCCAACCCAAAGGGUAAAAAAUCAUGAGGAAGCCUCCCAAAAAAUCCUCAAAUUGCCUUAGGAACUCAUGUUUCCUUUGAGAUAACUCGGGGGUUUUGACCUUUUGGGGGCAGGUUUCCCAGCUGUUCUUCCCACCCAGGGGAGCCAGAAAUGAACUCACUUCAACCACACCUAUGUUGUGAGCUUCCCAAUGAGUGAGAUAGGCCCUGCUGCUGGUACAGUCAGCACCCGAGUGAGGCUCUGCAUCGUGCUGCAGACACUGCUGGAUUUGGGGAUCUGUUUCUCUCUUGUACCUUUGGCUGGUGUUGCUACUGCAAGCUCCUUGGACCUUUCUGAGCAUGUUUGCCCGUCCUGCGAAGCACUUUUCUGCAGGGCUUUGAGUGCCCUGGCACAUUU
Molecule: messenger RNA, 1556 nt
Organism: Pelodiscus sinensis (Chinese soft-shelled turtle)
Lineage: Eukaryota; Metazoa; Chordata; Testudines; Trionychidae
Source: RefSeq, a predicted model, not a curated record